Messenger RNA from Silurus meridionalis, 1800 nucleotides. It is a transcript of the gene scamp5b, whose product is annotated as secretory carrier membrane protein 5b. NCBI's taxonomy places the organism in Eukaryota, Metazoa, Chordata, Actinopteri, Siluriformes, Siluridae. Gene Ontology annotation, cellular component: trans-Golgi network membrane; recycling endosome membrane. The record is from RefSeq and is a predicted model, not a curated record. The coding region runs from base 224 to 928 and encodes 234 amino acids. Gene Ontology annotation, biological process: protein transport. The transcript is spliced from 7 exons.
UUGAGAAGUGUCACUCUGGAUGUUUGACGAGAUAAGUCGGAAAAAUAUCCCGUGGCGGAAAUAAAACUAUUUUGACCUCGAUAGUGUCUUAAUUACCGUGGAACACAGUUUAUUACGAGGAAUGAGCAGUAUAAAGUGCACUUCGAGGGAUUUGGGGUGUUGAGCGAGUGAGAGAAGACUAUAUUUAGACAGGCACCAGGCAUAGACGACUGUAUAUUUCCCAAUGGCUGAGAAUAAUUUCCCUCCUCUGCCGGAAUUUAUCCCCCUGAAACCAUGUUUUUAUCAGGAUUUUGAGGAGAUCCCAGAGCAGCACCGCAGCAUGUGCAAGAAAAUUUACUACCUCUGGAUGUUGUACAGUGUCACUCUGGUGGUGAAUUUUGUAGGCUGUAUGGCUUGGAUGUUCGGUGGCGGAGGAGUGACGAACUUCGGCAUGUCACUCAUGUGGUUAAUUCUCUUUACUCCUUGUUCCUACGUGUGUUGGUUCAGACCUGUCUACAAGGCCUUCAAGACAGACAGCUCCUUCAACUUCAUGGCGUUCUUCUUCGUCUUCAUGGCUCAGGUUGUUAUCAGCAUCUUCCAAGCCAUCGGGAUUCCGGGAUGGGGGGUCUGUGGCUGGUUAGGGACCAUUGUCUUCUUUAGCACAAACAUCUUUGCUGCCGUCAUCAUGCUCAUUCCGACGCUCAUGUUCACUGCUGUAGCAACUUUGUCCUUCAUUGCUCUCACUACGGUUCAUAACCUUUACCGGGGCACUGGAGGCAGCAUGAGUAAGGCUCAGGAAGAGUGGGCUUCUGGCGCCUGGAAAAACCCACAUGUUCAGCAGGCUGCUCAGCAAGCUGCACUCGGAGCCGUCCAAGGAGGCAUGCAGGCACAGGAUCCAUCAAACACACCCGACUACAACAAUCAGAUGUUAAUACAGAAUGAAAUAUAAGGCAAGCACAAGUGCACAGACUUGCCAAAAAGCAGGCCAAGAAUGCUGGCCUUACAGCAUUUUACAGAUAGAUCAAGACAGCUUUGGGCAGAGCUCUUCUGGAAUAAAGUGUAAAUUGGUGUAGUUAUUUUUGGAAAAAACGAGUCUGAUUUCUGGUUUUCUUUAGUUGGAAAAACUGCGAUGGUUUGUGAUUGUGUGGUUCUUUAGCUCCUUUGUAUUUGGAUAGAAAAAGCAGACAAAUUUGUAAUUGUCUCUUUCUAUGACUUCUUUGUAUGCAGAAAGCUGGGUUUUAUUAAGUCUGUGGAAAGAAUAAUACACAUUUGUCUGUGGUGACAAACAUGUAGCUUAAUGUUGUCAUUGUAAGCCUAACUUAAAAGGUCUAUUGGAUAAACUAUACAAGUUGUGAAACUAAUUCAUUAACAUUAUAGAGUAUUGAAAAAAAAAACAAAUCAGUCACUAAUUACACUGUUUUAUUGACACAAAAAUAUUAAUAAUAAGAAGAAAAAAUGCAAACAUGGCAUUGUAAUGUCAAAUAACAUGCACAAUCUAAACUUUUUUUUUUUUUUUUACUAAAUUCACUGUAUAUUUUAACUAUUUAUUCAUUUACUUGUUAAAUACAAAAUGGAAUGUCAUUGCACUCGUAUUCUUGUUGUGGUUUGGUUCAUCCUUUUCAGUUACACAUUACAUAAUAUAUAACUAACUCACAUUAUCAUGUAAUAUAAAAAAUCUAAUCUGUUUAAAACUACAGAUUUCUUUUUAUAUUCACAAACCAAUGAAUUUCUGAUAUCAUUAUAUCAUAUUAUUUCUAGAUAAUUUAUGUUUGGAACCAUUAAUUAAUACAUUAUUUUUAAUAAGGGAAUAAAAUACUGCUU